AUGUCAGACUCUAAUCAGUCUUCCAUACCUACCAUCAAACUCAAAGAAGGAGAGCCAGGUAUCUCCAGCCUUUCUCCAAUCGGCCUUGCAUUUUCUGAGGCAAUAACUUAUAUAAACCACCACAAGCGCCUGAAUCUCGAAGAAGACGCCCGCAAGUGGCUCAUCGAUGCCGCGAGCUCCAUUAUUGAACGCCUAAAAACGGAAUUGGAGGGACUCUACCAAAUCACCAGUAGAGGAGAUUUGACUAAAGUCCCUCUUUGGGUAACUAGACCCAGCGAAUGCUUGUCCAUCUUUAUCAAAUGCCCACCCGCACUAUCGAAACAGUAUUCCCAAGAAAUUAGUUCACUUCGCAAGUUGAAAUCUCUUGCGAUAUAUGAGAUCAAUUGGAGGGCUACUAUGGACUGCCACAGGCAUCCCCAUCACGAAAAACAUUUGGAGCCAAUUUCAAAGAUGGAAACACCGACUAGAGCGAGGAGACAGUGA
This is a messenger RNA of Morchella sextelata, 483 nucleotides long. RefSeq lists its product as uncharacterized. The coding region runs from base 1 to 483 and encodes 160 amino acids. The record is from RefSeq and is a predicted model, not a curated record. The transcript is spliced from 4 exons. NCBI's taxonomy places the organism in Eukaryota, Fungi, Ascomycota, Pezizomycetes, Pezizales, Morchellaceae.